AUGGCUAAUUUCACUCUGAGUGGGUUUCUUCUCAUGGGCUUUUCUGCCAAUCGUGAGCUUGAACUCGUCCAAGCUUCUCUGUUCUUAGUCUUAUACCUGGUGGCGGUAACUGGCAACAUCCUCAUUAUCAGUGCAAUUUCCAUAGACAAUAGCCUCCACUCACCCAUGUAUUUCUUCCUGAAACAUCUCUCCUUCCUGGACUUGUGCUAUAUUUCUGUGACUGUGCCAAGGUCCAUUUACAACACUUUCAUCCACAGUGGCUACAUUUCCCUCGAGGAAUGCAUAGUGCAGUGUUUUGCCUUUGCUUUCUGUGCCACUGCUGACCUGUCCAUGCUGACAGUGAUGUCCUAUGAUCGCUACGUGGCCAUCUGCCUUCCACUGCGCUACGAAAUUAUCAUGGAUGCCAGCACCUGUGUUCAUGGACUCCUAGGUGUCUGGAUUAGUGGGGUCAUUUCUGGAACCAUGCACACAGCUGGCACUUUUUCCAUGCACUUCUGUGGUUCCCAUAUCAUUCACCAGUUCUUCUGUGACAUCCCCCAGAUCAUGAAACUCUCUUGUUCUAAUGAGUAUAUCAGCGAGUUUGGGAUCAGUGGUGUCUUAUCUCUAAUGGCCUUUCUUUGCAUUGUGUUUAUUGGAGUGUCCUACACACGGAUAUUCUCUACUGUGCUGAGGAUGCCAUCUGCUGAGGGCAGAGCUAAGGCUUUUUCCACUUGCCUUCCCCACCUUGCUGUGGUCAUUUUGUUUAUAUCCACCGGUGCCUUUGAGUUUCUCAAGCCACCAUCUGACUCUCCAAGUGCACUGGACAUUUUGCCCACUAUAAUGUACACAGUUGUGCCCCCAACAGCCAAUCCUAUGAUCUACAGCCUGAGAAAUCAAGCCAUAAAGGCGGUUCUAAGGAAGAUCUUCCAAAGAAAAAAAGCUGAUCUAUUUCGUUGA
Messenger RNA from Talpa occidentalis (Iberian mole), 936 nucleotides. RefSeq names its product olfactory receptor 14J1-like. The transcript has a single exon. Gene Ontology annotation, molecular function: odorant binding; G protein-coupled receptor activity; olfactory receptor activity. Lineage: Eukaryota; Metazoa; Chordata; Mammalia; Eulipotyphla; Talpidae. The coding region runs from base 1 to 936 and encodes 311 amino acids. The record is from RefSeq and is a predicted model, not a curated record. Gene Ontology annotation, cellular component: membrane. Gene Ontology annotation, biological process: G protein-coupled receptor signaling pathway.